Molecule: messenger RNA, 870 nt
Organism: Dracunculus medinensis (Guinea worm)
Lineage: Eukaryota; Metazoa; Nematoda; Chromadorea; Rhabditida; Dracunculidae
Source: the annotation of a GenBank genome assembly
AUGGGAGUUACACGGCGAAUUCCAUUAUUAUCCGAUGAAAAAAUUUAUGACUACGGCGAAUUCGUUCUUUAUGAUAAUGAUAGUGGAAAUGAGAAUAAUGAAAAUCAAGAAGAAUCUGGAGAACGCGAACCGUACUCGAAAUGUUUCAGUCGUGAUUUACUUGUUAAGGAUUUAUUAAACAAACGGAACUGUGGCAACAGAAAGCUGAGGCGUCGAGAGAAUGAGUUGGCAUUAUUUUCUUAUGCGGAUGAUGAAAUUUAUUUUGAUUGUUCUGAUUUACUACCGAAUAAUGAAACGUCAUUUGAUUUGCUUUUAAAUGAUGAGACAAAAAUGAAGAUUUGGAUCGACUUUAUUGAGAAAAAUGAGGAAGAACAGAAUGAAUUUCUUUUCGGUAUUGAACAUUCGUACAAGAGAUCAGCUUCAAAUGAUAAAAAUGAUAAUGAAAAUGGAACUCGUAAUCCGUUGUAUAGUGCUGACGCUUGUUUUGCUCGUUUACCAAUUCGUUUCAAAAAAUUAUUUAGAAAAAGGAACAUUCCUAAAGUAUUUUUUUUUCAUAAUUAUAGAUUACGACAAAUCGAUUUAUAUGAAGCAAAGGAAGAAAAAAUAAUGAAGGAAAAAAAUUUAAUUAAUGAAAACGAAGAAAAACUUCGCUCGUUCUUUCUCUCUGUGAAAGAUAAGUCUGAGGAAUGGAUUUCACCAGUUAUUCCUUGUUCUUUCCAGAGAUUAAUUCUGCAUGGUGUUUCUCGAUAUUUAUUGUUAAAUUCAUAUGGAGUUGGUAUCCAUCCUGAACGAAUUAUAAAAGUACGGAAUUUGAAACCAUAUUUUGUACCGCCUCACGAUACAUUAGUCGAUUAUAUUUGUAAAAAUUGA